AAAACCCGUCUAUUCAUGUUCAUCCCUAAUAACGAAUACAAAAUAAAAUUUAUGGCUAUACAACUAAUUCAAUUUUUCUUGGAAAGUAGCCAUUUUAUGUUCUCUCAACCAAAAUAUGUCAACCUGACUGUUGUGAAGAUGAAGCAAUGAGAUAUGAAAAUGACGCAAUAAGAAACAAGAAGGAAUCAGGCGAGUUCAAAUGAAGCAUGAGCUGAGUUACCUUGUGUUUCAAGUCUGUCCCCUAUAGUGAAGUACAAGACAAAGACAACGAAACUGAAUUACAAUAAUGAUAAUCACAAGGAGAUGUCUUGUGAUGUGUGGGACAAACAAGAGAGCCGUUGGAGUGCUCAUGUCACAUGAAGGAUCAGAUCACAUGGGUUGGUUAAGGUUCCAAGUCAAUGGAGAUGUUUAGGACAUGUCACUGUCUGGGACCAGCCAGCACAAGAUCAGACUUGUCCUCUUGUCCUCUUGUUUAUUAUUUGUGUAGGAUCUUACUAGUUUAUAAUAUCUCAUGUACUUGUAAUCUCUUUAUAUAUGAGAUGUUCCCAUAAACAAAUCAAGUAAUGGAAUAAGAGAUUCCUUCUUCAUAUUCUCUCAUUUGCAAUACUCUCUCUCUCUCUUUCUUAUUCUUACUCAAUCUACUUAAUCUCUUUAAUCUUAUCACAUAAACCAUCUCAUAAAUCACUAAUUCUCACAUGGUAUCAGAGCGAUUAAGCUCUUGAAACCUAUUACUUCCGCAAACCUUUACUCUGAUUAUUUCUUUUCUAUUUUCCCUCACCAUUCUUGAAUUGUUCUUGAGUUGUUCUUGAUGGAUUCUGGAGAAAAUUUAAAAAUGUUUGUGAUUCCAGCUACCCUUAAGGGAGCUAACUACCUGUUGUGGGAAAGGCUUGCUAAGACAGCUCUUGGUGGCAGAGGCUACUGGGAUAUUGUUGAAGAAGGCAAGAACCCAAAGAAAACAACUCUAGGAGAGGAUGGCAGAGAAGUGGUGGUGAGUGAAGCUGGCGACAAGAAGAAGAAUCAAGAGGACCUCAUGACGUUGUCUAUUCUUCAAUCCAGUCUUGAUGCUCCACUCCAGGAAGCUUAUGGCUACUGUGAAACCUCCAAAGACCUAUGGGAUACACUCAAGAAGGUCUAUGGAAACCAGUCCAACAUCAGUAGGGUGUUUGAAAUCAAGAGGGCUAUCAAUACCCUAAGUCAAGAGGACAAUGACUUUGAUAAACACUUUGGGAAGUUUAGAUCCAUGUGGGCUGAGCUAGAGAUGCUAAAGCCAGCAACCAUUGAUCCAGAUGUGUUGAAUGUAAGGAGAGAACAAGACAAGGUGUUUGCUCUUCUCUCUACUCUCAACCCUGGAUACAAUGACCUCAUCAAGCAUAUCCUAAGAGACAAGGAACUCCCAUCCCUUGAAGAAGUUUGUGCUCGGAUUCAAAAAGAACAAGGAUCAAUGGGGCUUUUUGGAGGCAAGCGAGACUUGGUACUAGCAAACCAAGCUGAAGGAGUUGCAAAUAGAGGCAUCUACAAGACUGAAGAUAAGAAGGUGUGGACAUGCGAUUAUUGCAAGAAGAGAGGCCAUGGAAAGGACAAGUGUUGGAUCCUCCAUCCUCAUCUCAAGCCACAGAAGUUCAGAACCAACUACAAUGAUACAAGAGCCAACUUCUCUGGUGACAUGGGAGAGCCAUCUACUCCAGCAAGCAUGCGCCCAACUCCACCAGGUGGUGAAGGCAAAGCAAUGGCUUCUAGUGGCAACCUGACCUUGAGGAACAAUCAAGAUGAAGUCAUCAGGCGUUCUGACAUUGAGACUCUCAUAAAACUCCUCAAAGACAACUCUGGAUAUUGAAACUAGUAGAUUGCUUGGCCAAGGUGUAACCAAGGGAGACUUGUACUUACUUGAAGACACUAAGCUCUCAGCCGAUUUAUCUUAUGCUCUAAAUUCCAUUUCUACUUUACCUAAAGAU
This is a messenger RNA of Brassica napus (rape), 1952 nucleotides long. RefSeq lists its product as uncharacterized. The coding region runs from base 809 to 1834 and encodes 341 amino acids. The record is from RefSeq and is a predicted model, not a curated record. NCBI's taxonomy places the organism in Eukaryota, Viridiplantae, Streptophyta, Magnoliopsida, Brassicales, Brassicaceae. The transcript has 2 exons.